AUGAAACCAGCAUUAGGCUUCCGUAGUACAAAGCUCAACAUCGGGCACAUCUGUACGGUCAUUCUCCCGGCCUACAUCUGCUUCCGUUAUCUCAUGGCUGUGACUUCGGGCAUCGAAACUCGACAGUCAUGGGUACACACUUUCCCCCAGAUGGACACCGUCAAUAUGACUGGCUCCAAGGAAGCAGAAAACUCACGUAUCAAGGGAACAGUAACGGCAAUCUUCAAUUUGGGCUGCCUCUGCAGUGCCCUUAGUUGUAUACUCGUGGGAGGUAUCCUCGGCCGGAAGAGAACGUUCUGGCUGGGUCUGUAUCAUCGGCUCCGUACUAUAGUCGAGUGAAUUCUCCUUGCCACAGUUAACAAUUGGGAGGCUUAUUGCUGGCUUUGGGUUUGGUGGAGUCACUGCUACUGGGCCAAAUUGGCAGAGUGAGACUGUUCAGCCCAUGUUAAGAGGAUUUAUUGCCAUGCUACAGAGUAUCCUUUUAUGUACCGGGCUAGCGCUGGCUGGGUGGCUGGAAUACGGAGUCGCGUUUACAGACGGAUCGGUGACCUGGAGGCUUCCUCUUGUAUUUGCUUGUUUUCUCUGCUUGGGAUUCCUAUGCUGGGACCCCGUUUGGCCCGACUCGGUACGCCCCGGUUGGCUGAUUAAAAAGGGCCGCAUUGAUGACGCCCGCAAUGUCCUUGCCAAGCUCCGCGACGAGCCCAUCGACAGCCCCAGUAUCGUUCACCAAAUCGAACAGAUUGAAAUGACGCUUCAGGAAACGGGACAGGGGUCGUUCAAGGAUAUCUUCGAAAUGGACCAGCACAAUUCGCCAACCGCGCCUUCAUCGCUGUUGCGUUACAGAUGGGCAACAGAUCUGUGGGGCCAAUGCGAUAACUUUCUAUCAAUCUAUCAUAUUCGAAACUUAUCUUGGCAUGAAUGAAACUCUGUCGUUGCUUAUGUCUGCGAUUUUUUUACAUGGUAAGUCAUUCCCUUUCCCCUCCCGGCGUGGUCCAAUGCCUGCAGGACGAAUCUCCUUGCGGGAUGAUAUUUAA
Messenger RNA from Aspergillus niger, 1034 nucleotides. RefSeq lists its product as uncharacterized. Lineage: Eukaryota; Fungi; Ascomycota; Eurotiomycetes; Eurotiales; Aspergillaceae. Gene Ontology annotation, cellular component: membrane. The transcript is spliced from 3 exons. Gene Ontology annotation, molecular function: carbohydrate:proton symporter activity. The record is from RefSeq and is a predicted model, not a curated record. The annotation marks the transcript as partial. Gene Ontology annotation, biological process: transmembrane transport; carbohydrate transport.